CACCAGAGGGAGCAGACACACCAUCACCAUAGAAACAGACGCGCUUUGCGACACCUGUAGAUACUUUACGACAUGUUUUUUUAUAUAGUUUACGGCAAGUACGACGCCUGGCGAGAGAAUUUUCACAGUAACAUUCGUCAGACUGAAGAUCAGUAAACUCAUGCAUCCGCAGAUGUGGAGGACAGCAGCAGCUCUCUGCGGGAGAUUGACAGCUGUCAAUCAAAUCAUCCGCACAAACUCAGAUAUGGCUGAGUUUCGUGAGAUCUUCUCAAAGGCCCAACACAUCGCCAUCAUCACAGGAGCAGGAGUCAGUGCAGAGAGCGGCGUACCCACCAUCAGAGGAGCCGAGGGACGCUGGAGGACCUGGAAAACACAGGAUCUGGCGACGCCGGAGUGCUUCUCUCGUCACACCAGCCGCGUCUGGGAGUUCUACCAGUACCGCCGAGAGCUGUCUCUGAAGGCCGAGCCCAGCACCGCUCACAGAGCCAUCGCCGAGUGUGAGGCGCGUCUCCGCAGACAGGGACGCUCGCUGGUGGUGAUCACGCAGAACAUCGACGAGCUGCACCAGCGCGCCGGCUCCAGACACGUGCUGGAGGUCCACGGGAAUCUGUUUCAGACCAGAUGUGUGAGCUGUGGAGAUGUGGAGAUCAAUCACAAGAGCCCUAUCUGUCCAUCACUGCAGGGCAAAGGAUCACCUGAUCCUGACACACCUGACGCGCUCAUACCUGUCAAAGACCUGCCCAGGUGUGAUGAGAAGGGCUGUGACGGGCUGCUGCGGCCGCAUGUCAUCUGGUUUGGAGAGACUCUGGACUCUCAGAUCCUCACUAAAGUGGAGAAGGAGCUGGAGACGUGUGACCUCUGUCUGGUGGUCGGCACGUCCUCCGUCGUUUACCCGGCAGCCAUGUUUGGUCCACAGGUGGCGUCCCGCGGCGUUCCAGUGGCUGAAUUCAACACUAAGACCACAGCAAACACACCACGCUUCAAGUUUCAUUUCCCGGGCCGCUGUGCAGAGUCUCUUCCUGCGGCUCUGGCCCGACACGAGUCUGAAGUCAUCUGAUCGACUGCAGCUGAACCUGACAGAACAGAUUCAUUCCUCCGCUUCUGAAAUAUGACCUGUAGGAAAUGGGCCAAAGUAUAUUUGCUGAUGUUGCUGGAGCAUAUAUUUUGUGAUGUUGACAGUUUUCCAUGUGCCUUGACUUUCUCAAAGAGAUAAGUACAUAACUCACUGCCAGUGUUCCUCGUGUAGACGAGCUGUACGGGAUCUUCACUGCAGUUCUGCGUUUCUUCAGCUCGUCUGCUUGAUUAAUGUGGGAUAAAGCAACAUAAUAUUCCAGUUUACAUAGAGAAGUGCCUGCUUUGUGUUCGUGUGUGUGUGUGUGUGUGUGUGUGGAUUCAGUGCUUUACUCUGAAGCAGCACUAGAGGAACAGCAGCGUUUGCCUUCAUAUCAUUCCAGCAGUUUCAGCAUUAAAUACCAAUGAAUAAAAGCAUUUUUCACCGA
This is a messenger RNA of Onychostoma macrolepis, 1499 nucleotides long. RefSeq names its product NAD-dependent protein deacylase sirtuin-5, mitochondrial. The record is from RefSeq and is a predicted model, not a curated record. The transcript is spliced from 9 exons. The coding region runs from base 161 to 1057 and encodes 298 amino acids. Lineage: Eukaryota; Metazoa; Chordata; Actinopteri; Cypriniformes; Cyprinidae. Gene Ontology annotation, molecular function: protein-succinyllysine desuccinylase activity; protein-malonyllysine demalonylase activity; NAD+ binding.